This is a messenger RNA of Rhipicephalus microplus (southern cattle tick), 1361 nucleotides long. RefSeq lists its product as uncharacterized. The record is from RefSeq and is a predicted model, not a curated record. Lineage: Eukaryota; Metazoa; Arthropoda; Arachnida; Ixodida; Ixodidae.
CUUGUAACUGCCUCGGAUAACAGCGAGUGGAGCAGCGGCAACUCAGGCGAUGGCUUCAAGCAACGUGAAUUUUGACCCGGACAGCUUCGCGAAGUUCGACAGUCAGUCAAGUCAAUCCGCGGAUGAAGUCCUCAGAAGAAUUCAUUUCCAAGGUUCGCUCACCGAGAAUCAUCAAGUUCUGGAAGUAGGGUGCGGGACGGGACGCUUCGCUCGGCAAUAUUUGCUCACUCACUGCCGAAUCUGCCGGAGGAUAGUGGCCACGGACUGCGAUCCGGACAUGAUCGACUUUGCGAAGAAACAUUUUGCGCAUGACGACAUCGUGCACGACCUCCUAGACAUCACCACACCCUGCUUGGAUAUGUUCCUGGAGAGAUACGGAAAGUUCGACAGGAUCUUCUCGUUCCUGGUGUUUCACAUGAUUAGGGACCAAAAGACAGCGUACGCGAACAUUGCCAAGUUGCUUAACCCCGAUGGCGAAUGCCUGGUGGUCGCUAUGUCGAGCCUUGAUACAAUGGACGUGUGGCUUGAGGUGUACAAAAUGCCGAAGUGGAAAGGCCGUAUUCCGGACCCGCGAAACGUUUUCAAUGCUUCCGUCAACUUCAACUGGAUCAAAUCAGCGGCACAGGUUGAAGCCGAAGUCAGAGACACUUUACGUGGAACCGGUUUGCAGUGCAUCUCCUGCGAAGUUGAAGAUUCCUGCUGGAAGUUCGACUGCAUGGACUCCCUUCUCGGCAUCCUCCUAACGAUUUUUCCAUUCAAGGCGUUCGUUCCUGCUGAGGAGUGGGGAUGCUUCCGCGAUUCAUGGGAGGAACUGAUGCACCAGAAGCUGUCCCCUACCCAAGGAGAGCCAUUGGCAUUGAAGUUCACAUUUUACGUAGUGCACGGAAGGCUAUCUACCGAUUAGAGUGCAAUAAAUAUCAUAAAGUUCAUUCUCAUCCGGAGCAGUGCGGAAACUCUCGACGGUAAUUGUCGAUGCGUGGAACUGAAAUAUCCGCGACGUGGAACCUAAUCAUAGUAUUUAGGCAGUGUUCGUGUAUACUUGCAGCAUGACACUCAAGCAACGUUUGUUCUUUCAUUGUGUAUUUUUGUGAAGAACAGUGCCACAAACCUGCUCAUCUGUAGCGAUAGGCAUGAACCACGGAUUUAUUGAACCAUUGAGUUUCACACAUUAUUUGCUAAAGCCUUUUCUUUCUAAAGAGAAGUAGGUUGGUGUGGUAGUUCAGCAACCAUGAGAAAUAUAGGAAGUACAUGGCAUUGUCUAGACUUUGGGCUGGUGCCUGUGAAUGUACUUGUGGCUUUGUUUACGUGUGUAUGCCUUUUGUCUACUGUUUUAAAUAAAAUAAAGGCUCGUUGUUAACCAA